Molecule: messenger RNA, 3468 nt
Organism: Limulus polyphemus (Atlantic horseshoe crab)
Lineage: Eukaryota; Metazoa; Arthropoda; Merostomata; Xiphosura; Limulidae
Product: protein eva-1 homolog C-like
Exons: 6
Coding region: 13-1059 (348 amino acids)
Molecular function (GO): carbohydrate binding
Source: RefSeq, a predicted model, not a curated record
GCAGUUGAAGCAAUGUGUCGUCACCAGCGAGUGUGUAAAAUAAAAACGUCCCCAGAAUCCUUCGGCGAAGAUCCUUGUCCGGGGGUUCGGAAAUACGCUGAAGUGGUGUACAAGUGCCUACCAAAUUCGUUUAUCAACAAAAUCGUGUGCGAAAAUGAUCGUCUUCGACUUCAAUGUAAAAAAUCUCGACGAAUCGUGGUUUACUCGGCGUCAUUCGGAGGAACUCAUCACGAUAUCCAUGAAUGUCCACAGAAAUCCGGAGUUGUUGCACGAGACUGUCAGGUUAGUUACGCUACUGAAACGGUGAUGCAAAAUUGUCUGGGGAAGCGCAGAUGCACAGUCCAUGCUUCUGUUGAAACAUUUGGUAACCCUAGUUGUCCACCAGAUACCCGGCAUUACCUCAAGGUUGUUUAUACCUGUGUAUCAAAAGAAAUCCUUCGAGCAUUAGACAUUAGUGCUAACGGUGACAAUGGAAUUGACGAAACAGACGAUUUCGUUGAAGAACCAGAGUAUAAAGCGCCACCUGAGGGUCAGGACCGAUCUCGGUGGAAAGAAGACACGCCAUUAACCAAACAAGAAUCAGAUGAUUCCAGGAAACCAGACGUUCGUCAACCGGAAGUCCAGAGUGACGAAACUAUAGACUGGGAGGACGCCAGUAACUGCACAGUUAUUGAAGGGGACCAGAAGGUUGUUGGCUUUCUUACGGAAUGGAUUGCAGCUUACAGAUAUCUUAAAGAAAACAAGGAGAAAUGUGUUCUCUACUUGACACUAAGCUUGGGAGGUGGCUUGGUUGCCUUCUUCGGGGUUUUGUCUGUCCGUCUUUACCUUCAGAAGAAAGCCGAAAGGAAGAAGGCUAGCCUCAACAUCAGCGAACCUCUUCCAACAUCGUUCGACGAGGAAGUUUCCGACUUGGAACAUUUCGAUACAACUGACAGGCCGGAUCAUAGCGGCGUAGAAAUAGUCCGGUUCUGCAAUCGAUCGGCAAUGAGAAGACAAGACAGCGAUACUCAUCCCCGGGCCCCCAUGUCCCGAAACAUGAAUAAUUAUUAUUAUAGUUAGUUCUAAACGGACAGUAAAGGCUACGCUCAAUGCCGACUACUGUGUACAAAUAUAUAUAUAUAUACAUAUAUAUAUUGUGAAUAUAUAUAAUUAUAUAUGUGUAUAUAUAUACGAGAACUUAUGUUUCAGGUAUUUUUAAUUGAAGCUCUAAACUGUUGAUUCUCAUUCGUAGGUUCGGAAGAUACGAACCUAGGAAAGACUAACAGCAGAGUUGAAUGCCUGAAAACAUUUGAUGAUAAGGCCUCUAACAAAACCGUGAGCUGUUGUCUACAUUGUAUGGUUGAAAUUAAAAGUACAACAAUGACGAUGUAAUGUAAAAUAUUUUGCGUUAAAAUGAAUUUCUGAAAUGCAAUCAACAAGUCACAAAUUGUUUCACGAAAACGAAAUCAAAAUUAACUAGGGCAAAGAGUUAAUAAUAACCACAAAAUAGUAAGAGGCGAUAAACAAACAGUUUGGUAGUAAUAAGUUUCGUUUUAAAGGGUAUUGUGGUCUACGUAGACGUGCUAGAAGUUUGGUACACAAUUUGGAGCUAACUAUAACUAGAUGUCGCUACUGUGUUCUCGGCGUACUCGCUAAGGAGCGUAUAUAGUCUUGUUAGGCGCUCUAAAGGACUGUCAGCGACACCUAUAUUAACGUCUUCUUAUAACUUUUCCAUAUUUUCGGUACACUAAAGGUGUUCCCUUGUUGUGGUUAUGAAUGUACUUACAUAUCUGUAUAUAAAACCUUUUUAUGUCUGUUCAACCUUUCAAGCCGUUAUUUUCCAAUGACGUUGAUAUGGUGAUCUUCAGUACAGCGUACGAACUAUUGGGGUGAAGUUCAUAAGGUGUUGUUUAGAGACACGCUCUUUUCCCUUGUUUUGUGUGAUUUCAGUGAUGUCAAAACACUUAUAUCACACUUUACUUGUGUGAUUAGUUUAAAACUAAUGUUCAAUGAUAGUUUUACAAGAUUUUCUGAUAUAAACUUUCUUGGUACAUAUCAAUCGAAAUGCCAACAUAAGACACUUCUUGUCUCUUACCUUAUUACUCUGUCUAUAGUGUUUUUCUUGUUAACACUAGUUCCUGCUUUCAAAAACACACUCAACCCACGUGAAGGCAGUCUGGAAUGUGUUAUACCGGAAACGACGUGAAGAUUUUGUCGCAAAAUUUACCAUAAAUAUUGGUGUUUGGAACCACCUGCAGAUUUUCACCACAAAAUUUGCAAAAUUAAAUCAAAUCUGCUAAUGACUCUUCACACUGUUAUGUGAUCUGUUAACGAUAGUUCACUUUUCACUCUUAUAUAUGAUAUCUGUGCUAAAUUAAAACUUGUGACUACUUGAAAAAUGUAACUUUUCAAAUACGGGGUUAGAAAUGUGUAACCAAAUUCUGUAAUAUAAAGAUUGUUACGGGGACCCAACGUAUGAUUUACAGAAAUGUAUGAUAGCGUAAGCUAUUAUAACAUUACUUUAUUUGAUAAUUUGCGGACAUCAGGUGUAUUAUACAUCCCGAAGCAGAGUGUAUUUUAUAUUUAAAAUUAAAAACAUUGAUAGUAGCAUGAAAACCGCUGAAAAAUAUGUACACGUGUUAUAAAAAAUAAUGUAAUCAAGCUCAGUUUCCUCAUAAGCGUAAUUUUUUAUACAUCUUUGAAAAGAACAUCUCAGUUUCCUCAUAAGCGUAAUUUUUUAUACAUCUUUGAAAAUAACAUCUCAGUUUCCUCAUAAGCGUAAUUUUUUAUAUAUAUCUUUGAAAAGAACAUCUUCUAGCGGUAAAUUUUUAGUAAACAUUAACCCUGAGCCUCAGAACAAAAACUAUUAUUCUGAUGUUAGUUGUUCAUUAAACUAUCCCGGCCCUAUGAUGGCAUGCAGGCCCAUCUAAUAUAUUUUAAUUUUCAAUCCUCAAAGCCUUGUAAAACGUUCUUUGCAUAUUGGUUGAACAACAUUAAAGAUUUGACUAAUUCAGCUAAACCUUUAUCCUAAUUAAACACAGUAACGCCAGCAGUCGGACAUUUGAAAAAGUCACUUAAAUCUCUUUGAAAGGUGUUUGUUUGUAAGUAAGCAUAAAGCUACAAAAUGGGCUAUCUGAGCUCUGCCCACCACGGGUAUCGAAACUCAGUUCCUAGCGUUGUAAGUCCGAAGACAUAACGCUGUGCCACUGGGUUACAUUACAGAUGUUAGGUUUUAUUACGUUUAUUAGAAAGUAAAGUUUCACCCAUGUGUCUGCUAACAAACUUUUAUUUCUGCCCCACCCCCUCACAUACACAAACAAAGCAACCUCAUACUUCUCCUGGGAAUGUUUGAUUUUUAUUGGGUCCUCGGUUGGUCAGCGAUAAGUUUCCAGACAUAGAAUGCUAAAAAUUGGACGAGAGAAUGUUUGUUUGUUUUUUUAAUUUCGCGCAAAGCUACACGAGGGCUAUCUGCGCUAGCCGUCCCUAAUU